Vigna angularis (adzuki bean) is the source of this 678-nucleotide messenger RNA. RefSeq lists its product as uncharacterized. The record is from RefSeq and is a predicted model, not a curated record. The coding region runs from base 1 to 678 and encodes 225 amino acids. Lineage: Eukaryota; Viridiplantae; Streptophyta; Magnoliopsida; Fabales; Fabaceae. The transcript has a single exon.
AUGACUCCGGCUGAGCUCGUAAACAUUAAACAGGAGAAGGAUGAAACCUUGAAAGCUUUCAUGCAUAGAUACAAUGAGACGGCUAGGCGCGUAAAAGAUGUGAAUCACACGUUUAUAAUAAACAAUCUACCUUCGUGUUUAAGGCCAGGGUAUUUCGCUGAACAGUUGUAUGCAGAUCCUCCAAAGUCUAUGGAAGAACUCCAGGCAACGAUCGCGAAAUUCAUACGCAUUGAGGACCUUAGAAACUCAAGAAAAAGGCAACAACAAGAAAAUCCUAACAGUGGUACCAAGAAAGAUACGAAGCGGUCGUCCCACGACUAUAAAGCUGACAGACCUCCUCGAAAGGAGUCGGGGUGGACACCCAAAUACGAUCGUUAUACUUUCCUCAACGCGCCCAGAGCAAAGGUACUCGAAGAGGCGCUGCACGCAGAACUCCUCACUGUUCGGCAAAAGACCACUCCAAAGAAUGCUGAUGGAAGUAAAGCAUUUCGUCUUCAUCUAAACCUUGGCCAUGACACCGAAGAGUGUAACAUAGUAAAAGAUGAGAUACAAAGACUCAUCCGUGCAGGGUACCUCCAAAAAUACAUAAAGGAGAGAACAUCCACCAGGGCAGCAACCCCCAUCAGGAAGGAAACCUCGCGGAGAAGUCCCGAACGAUCGCCUCACAAGGACGACUGA